AUCCGGAUUUGGAAUAAGGAAUUCCAGUCAGCCAAACAGACCUGCAUUCAACGUCUUGGAUGAGGGACACAGAAAACUCCUUCGGCUUUAGAGCUUCAUGAGUGUUUCUCUGUCUUUUUGCAGACCCAAAAACUCUGACAUGUGUAUUACAUGCUGAUGGUCAGCUCCUUCAUUUCCAGAAGAACCCAAUUGGUCAAGCCUGCCACUUUCAUAUCCUUGUUAUUAUCUCACUAAUCCCUUUGUGUGCCUCUCUCUUUCAUACAAAGAAAUCUCUUCUUGCUCCAGAUUGUAUUUCUCACAGAGAAUCUAGCAUCCAUGACAUCACUGCUUUGAAUCAACUACAGAUCGUUUAGCUUGACUUUUUUUAAAACAGUACGUCAAGGCCUUUUAUCUUAUGGCUCGGAAGGGUAAUCAACAAAAGAAUGGGGUAGAUCGCCAGACAUCGAAGCACAAAAGGAAGGGUACAGAUUCAGGGUGUACACUAGCGGAAACGAAAGGGCAAGGAAAAGCAAGUGAGGUGAAAGUGUUCCCUGGAGAAGAACUACCAAAUGGUGACCAGCCAAGCAGUCCUCUUUCAGCCAGUGGGAGUAAAACCAAUCAUCCUGGAGAUGAGAAUAAAAGCAAACAAAAAUCUGGAAAGCUUUUGAGGAAAGAUAAGCAAGGUCUGGAUGCAACUCGGGUUCCGGAGGAGGCAAUGUCUUUAGGGAGUGAUUCAGGAGAUUGCAAUGGAAACAAUGAAGCUCCAAGCACUAGAGAAGAAAAUGGGUCAUUACCUCGGAGUGACUUACGCCGUAAACAUACAAAAAGAAAAUUUGGGUCCUCCCUGAAAUGGUGGCAUAUGAAAACUUUUCUGAGUCGGGUAGAGUUUUCAGAUAGCCUAUUGGUUAGAAACUUGAAGGCAUCAACAUUGUCCUUCUUGAAGGUGGCUAGUGAAUGGCUGCAGAGGCACGAGCCUAUGUUUCUUACUGUCAAAAGUAACAUACUGAAUGCUCGCGAUUAUGUCAAUACAAAGUUUGAGCAGGCAUAUCCCAUUGUUCUGAAGUGGCUUAUGCAGUUUGGGAGCAUAUUGGUUCUUUUAUCAAUGGCUUGGUUGGAUUGUACCGUAAGGGGCAUCGAUAGCUUACUCCGGAUGGGGACAACAUCCUUCUUUUCUGUUAUAUGGUGCAGCAUUCUCUCAGUAGUUGCUAUGGUUGGGAUGUUUAAGUUUCUGAUUGUGUUGGUCUUCGCUGCUCUGAUUGGACUUUUCAUUGGCUUCAUGCUUUCGAUUUUGGUGGUUGCUAUUUCUGGAGCUAUUUUCUUGUGGUUCUAUGGAAGCUUUUGGACAACAGCACUUGUAAUCUUCUUGGCAGGUUUGGCAUUCACACUGAGCCAUGAGCGUGUUGCCCUGUUUGUCGCCACUGUGUAUUCCAUUUAUUGUGCUUGGACAUAUGUUGGAUGGCUGGGUUUGCUUAUAGGGUUGAAUUUAUCUUUUAUCUCAAGUGAUUGUCUGAUAUAUUUCUUAAAGAACAAUGUAAAUCAGCAGAGAAGACCCACCGGAUUCCCUGAACAAGCAUCUGGAAUGCAAGGUCAACCAGGCUUUUUUAACGGUGAGCAGGAGCAUGCUUCAUCCUCUGAAAAUGGGCCAUGGUUUUCUGCUGAUCGUAGCCCUGGAGUACCUUCAACCAGUGGGGCUGAUUCUGAGAUAACCUCUGAAGAUGAAGUAGUUCGGCUGCUAAACUGUACUGAUCACUAUUCAGUGUUGGGAUUGUCCCGGUUUGAGAAUAUAGAUGUUUCUUUACUGAAGCGGGAGUAUAGGAAAAAGGCAAUGUUGGUCCAUCCCGAUAAAAAUAUGGGAAAUGAAAAGGCUGCUGAAGCUUUCAAGAAACUUCAGAAUGCAUAUGAGGUUUUACUUGAUUCAUUGAAGCGAAAAGCAUAUGAUGACGAAUUAAGGAGAGAGGAACUGCUGAACAUUUUCCGUAGAUUUCAAAGUGCUUCACAAAAGAAUGGAGGACACGGUGUCUUUCCUUCUGGAUUUGCACACCCGGAAGCUGAUGGUGAGGACCCAUUUGGAGAUUCUAGGCGGAUUGCCUGCAAUAAGUGUGGCAACUUUCAUGUCUGGGUACUCACUAGGAAGUCAAAGUCUCAAGCGCGAUGGUGUCAGGAUUGCAAGGAUUUGCAUCAAGCAAAAGAUGGUGAUGGGUGGGUUGAACAAUCUUCCCAACCCUUCUUCUUUGGAUUUUUGCAGAAGGUAGAUGUUCCAUCUGCAUUUGUUUGUGCAGAUAGCAAGAUAUAUAAUGCUACUGAGUGGUAUAUAUGCCAGGGAAUGAGAUGUCCAGCCAACACUCACAAGCCAAGUUUUCAUGUGAACACUAGUGUGACCUCCAAGCAUAAUACUGGAAAGGGAGCAAGUUCAGGACAAAGAGGAGGCCGGAUGCCGGCAUCUAUGGAAGAGAACAUGACAGAGGAAGAAUUCUUUGAGUGGUUACAGAAUGCAGUGCAAACAGGCAUGUUUGAAAAUUUUAGUGCCGGCACCUCCACUGAGAGCCCAUCUGCCAAAUCUGGAAAUGGUACCACCAAGAGUAGUAGUGGCAGCAACAGUGGCAGCGCUAACAAGAGGAAGAAAAAGGGAAAGAAGCAAUGGUGAGUAUCCAAGUUGUUCCCAUUGUUUCUCACUAAUCUUUGUAAGCAUUAGUGAAUCUGAUAAAAACAUAUGUUUCAAUGUUGGCCUAUUGUCUUUUUCAGAAAAAAGAAGGCCUGAGGAAAGUUUGACUUCAUUAAUCAUAAGUAUAGAAUCCCCCAUUAGCCUGCAUAGUGCAUACUACAGAGUUUGUAUAUCAUUUCAUCAUUCUCAAUCGUCUUAGAAUUAACUGUGGACCGCUAUACCCAUUCGAAAUAGAUUGCCAGAAGUUUAGGCAGUUACAUUUGCGCAGAGGAGCAAGGCAAUAAUGUUCUUGCACUGCCUAUAUUUUGCAUUUGGUAUGCGGAGGGAUCUGAAUUGGUUGGAAGGAUUGGACGCAUGGAAUGAUGAUCAAGAAAGAAUGACGUUAGACAAUGCAUUGUUGUUAUGUUCAUGGAAAUGGAUGAUAUGUGAAGCCAACAUAUUUUUAUGAAACUUGAUCUGGUGCAUGUAAUCUGAUGGUUAGCCUUUAUCUCAUCAGAUAAAACCCUGAUGAAUAUAACCCACAUCAAAAUCCAUUAAAACAAGAUGAUUAUAUCUUU
Messenger RNA from Prunus mume (Japanese apricot), 3198 nucleotides. Its product is annotated as Chaperone DnaJ-domain superfamily protein. The record is from RefSeq and is a predicted model, not a curated record. Lineage: Eukaryota; Viridiplantae; Streptophyta; Magnoliopsida; Rosales; Rosaceae.